CAUCAUUUACAUGUGGUGGCUGUCAGCCUCUCACUGGCUGCCAGUGACCGCGCCUUGGAUUGUUGCCUAUUGUGUCAUACACAGUAGGAUCCCUUCCAUCGAAUGGUGCAGCGUCACGUUGAGAAUCCCAUGGUCUAUUGGCUGAUCGAUCUGCCCGCUCUUUCGGCUUAUGUCGUGGCUUUCUGGCGGUGUUUUCACCGUUGUUCCCCUGGGUACAUAUGCAGGUACUCAAUUUGGUCCGGACAGUAUACUACAGUAGUACUCCGUACUCAGUAUCCAUGCAGCCAUGUACGUGGCAGGGAUGUCCUGGGCGGAGCUGGGAUGGUGUCAGGAGUCCAAUCUAGUAUUAUCAUGGCCUCCCCCCCCCCCCCCCCCCCUUUAAUUCUCUUGAUCUACGGAGUACGGAGUACAGAGUACAGAAGAUAGUUAUACACAGUACUCCCAACCAUGCCUGAUGCUUUUCAACUCCACGGUGUGAUAGCGGAUACCUUUGGAUCAACAAUGAGUGCCCGACUACUAACGAGCGCAACCAUUUGCUGGAGUCAUAUCGGAUGGCCCCUCCGUACAGCGAAC
Messenger RNA from Aspergillus heteromorphus CBS 117.55, 573 nucleotides. RefSeq lists its product as uncharacterized. The record is from RefSeq and is a predicted model, not a curated record. The coding region runs from base 103 to 426 and encodes 107 amino acids. Lineage: Eukaryota; Fungi; Ascomycota; Eurotiomycetes; Eurotiales; Aspergillaceae. The transcript has a single exon.